Molecule: messenger RNA, 2467 nt
Organism: Leucoraja erinaceus (little skate)
Lineage: Eukaryota; Metazoa; Chordata; Chondrichthyes; Rajiformes; Rajidae
Gene: ncaph2
Product: non-SMC condensin II complex, subunit H2
Exons: 21
Coding region: 198-2024 (608 amino acids)
Biological process (GO): meiotic chromosome condensation; mitotic sister chromatid separation
Cellular component (GO): condensin complex; nucleus
Molecular function (GO): chromatin binding
Source: RefSeq, a predicted model, not a curated record
GGGUCUGGGCGCGCGCAUGCGCUUUCUGGAGAUAGUUGCGCGGGAAAGACAAAAACAUGGCAAUGGGCGCGAACCGGAGACACUAACGGCCCCGGCGCGGAAACGGCAACGGAGCCGGUGCGGCUGGGACAGGGGACCGUCUUCUGCGAUUAUUUGUUUUAAUUCCUCAUCCAUGGGAUUUUGUGUUUGAGUGGAAGAUGGAGGAUGUUGAGUCACGAUUUGCACAUCUUCUUCAGCCAAUUAGAGAACUCACAAAGAACUGGGAAAUUGAUGUGGCAUCUCAACUGGAGGAGUAUUUAGAAGAGUUGGACCAAAUCUGCAUUUCCUUUGAUGAUGGAAAAACAACAAUGAACUUUGCAGAGGCUGCAAUGUUGAUCCAGGGAUCAGCAUGUAUUUACAGCAGGAAGGUAGAAUAUCUGUAUUCUUUGGUGUACCAAGCAUUGGACCUCAUCUCCAAUAAAAAGCGGAAUCAAAAGGCAACAUCUAUUGGGGUGGAUGGUGCAGAUAACGACCUGUCCUUGGAUAAUCAGAAGGCCGAAUGGGAAUUUUUGUCUCUUGAUGACAUAGAGUGUCCAACAAAAAACAGCAUUAAUUUGCAGAAGGAUGCCUGUUCUACUGUUGUGAACAUUAUUCCACUAACGCCAAUGGCACUGAUACCAUCAGAAGAAUUGGAAAAAAAGAACAAUCCGCUGCUUAGCCGACGAGGAGAAAUCUUGGGCAGCCGCAAGGAUUUCCGAAUGAACACUUGCACUCCUCAUGCCAGUGGUGCUUUUAUGUUGGAGUUGAACAACGCAUCACCAAUGAACUAUUUGAAUAGGCAAGAGAACAUUGCAGAGCACAAUAAGAAUGGCCUGCAGGAUGUUGCACAAGACAUGGUGAUAGAGAAUAGCGACUGUGGCGCUCCUGUUCCUGUACUGCACUUUUCAGAUGCGGGAAGUGAUGAUGGUGGUGAUGUUGAUGAUUGCUUUCUUCCACCGUUGCCAGAGCAAAACAUGGAUCAGGAACAUGUGGCACAUCUGAAGGGUGUACCUGAAGCACGCAGGUACAUGCUCCGUGAGAAACAGGUGAUGGAGAUCGACCCAACAAACAGGAAGCAGGAAGUGCUUGAUCCCUGGAGGAGCUUGGACCCUUUUGAAGCAACACAGGACAAGCCGUUCAAGAAAGGAAGGCAUUUUUUCAUUCCAUCAUGUAUCAAUGUCAUAGGAAGCAAACGGAAACGGAAAAACUUCGGAAAAUUGAAAGAGUUUGGGAAAUGGUUUUGUGCAACAUAUUAUGGUGGUCAGAGUGAUGUGAAGAGCAAAAGGAAAGGACCAAUGUUCGCAGAUAUGGAAGUUCUGUACUGGAAACACAUGAAGGAAAGACUUGGUGCACAAAGGAAGUAUCAGCAGAGGAUGAUUGCUCUACGUGGGCGGGUAAUAGAAGAGUUAGAAAUUGAAGCAGGGGAUGUGGAAGAAGAAUUAAAUGACUUGCAGGAUCAAGCCGAAGACCAUCUGGAUUACGAGGGAAUAGAAGAUGACAUUGAUUUGGAUCAUGAAGCGAUUGGACCUCAGGAUAACCACAGCCCUAUGAAUCUGGAUCUUCUUGGAGAAUCUGGAGGCGUGAGUUAUGAAGAGCUUGUCAGAAGGAACGUGGAACUGUUUAUUGCUAACUCCCAGCAGUAUGCUCAAGAAACAGCUCUGUCCCUCCGUGUAAAGGACUGGGAGGAUAAGAUUGGUCCACGAUUAGUGAAAGAAGAGGAGAGAGCUGGAUUUGCUAUCCAUGAUUAUGGGGAUAGAAUUGUGGAUGCAUUUGAUUACAUUAAACAAAGACUUUCGUUUGCAAAUAUAGUGGCUGGGAAGGAGUCGUUUGAGGUGUGUCGAUACAUGCUGGCAUCGCUACAGUUGGCUAAUGAUUACACAGUGGAAAUAUGGGAAAGAGAUGGAUUGUAUGAGUCAGUUGACACAAUGGAACUCACCUUGCUGAGCAAAGAAAGAGCUCAUGAUCGAUUCCGCACCUACAUGGCUCCAUCCCUUUCCAACAAAUGAGAAAGCACGCAGACCUGCCUGUAUCAUUUGCAUCCUUAAAGCUAGAAACUCAUCUUCUUAUUGCUGAUAGCCAUACAUGGAGAAGGCUGUGCUGUUUCUAUUUGAUUUAUACAACUAAUGUUAAUCGCUAAUGAACAAGUUGUCAGGGUCUUUAUUUUGAUGGAAACCUCCCUUUACAACUCGCUAAACUCCCAACAAAACAAUUUGUACAUUGUGACUUUGAAAAGAUAAUUGUGUAAUUUAUGUUGAUAUUUUGCUAUGUAAUCCCAGACUGUUUUAAAUGGGCUGUGUAUGGGACAUGUACAUUAUCAAUGCAUCAAGUAUCUGCAUCAUGUAUAGUACUUUUUUUUUAAAGAAACCACUUACAGUAUCUGUUUGCUCGUAAAUUUUGUCUUGAACUGAAGACUUCUAGCUUGCUCAUUAAAUUAUUUCCAAUGCCAUAA